CCGACUCGGCGUGUUUGUUGUUGUGAUGCACCAAUUCUCUGUAUUUCUGGAUCUGCAUGAUGUGUGGAAGUGGUCCAGCAGGUUUUCAGCUGCCAUCAGUCGAUGCUGCAGCAGAAAACAAGCAGACGCUCUUUUCUCUAAGAUCAGCUCAAGCUGUUGGAUCGCAUGUCGGUUUUAUCUCAACUGGUUUUAUCUUGGAAACUCCUGAAGAGCUUUUAGAGAUUUUCUGCUGUAAAACCGGAAAGAUUUCAGAUAAACCCGCUGUUUCACGUUCUGGAGUGAUUCGAUUUUUCACUCACAUCUUUAGGAUUAUUUGAAGAGAAUCAAAUCUAACAUGCCUGAUCAGACGGAACAUAAAAGGACUCUUGAUGGAAACUUUUGAGUUGAAUUGGGUAAGAAGCAGCAGAAACGGAUGGAAAUUUCCUCCAGCCUCACUAAUGCCUCAGUGUCGGUUAUGCAACCGACUUCCUGCAUUUAGACAAACCCAACAAGAGCGAACACGACAGGAGCCUCAACGGUCUCUGGUUGCUUUUAUUCUCCUUUUUAAUCACUUCUACAUGCCUGAAACUUUCCAUCAGCCGAAUCUUGGAGACAGAUAUUUCAUAACAUAAACAUAAUAAUCAGAAAAGGCCUGAUCACCAACAAAGAUCUGAUAACACCGUUUUUAUCUCUGACAUUUAAAUGUUAUUUUAUUAUUUCAUUACAUCUCUUAUUCAUUUUUAACUUCAAACAGGAUUGUUGCUUUUACAGUUUUCUCCGUAAAGUUUGAAAACUUUUGACUUUUGGAAAUUUUCUGAGAUUCAGAAGUCCAAAAUUUUCAACUUCAUGAGCUCAGAAAAUUUCUACGUUUUGUUCUGGAAAAUACGUGAAAUUGAAUAUUUAAACAACUGAUUUCGGUGUCGAAAAAUAAAGUAUGUUCUGAUGACACCAAGUUUCUUUAAAAAAAAACUUUUGCUGAGAGUAACACUUUAGAUCAGUUUAAGAAUAUUGUUUACCAUGGAAAAGUUUUGACCAAAUAAUUAUUCACGUCUAAUUAAUAAUGUCAAGAUGUCUUUCAUAUUUAGUUUAUACGCAAUUAAACUGAAUUUAUCAAGUUAUUUUAGAUUUGCUACUAUUAAAUAUUAUAACUUGUUUUAAUAAUUUGCAGUAAUUGAUUUGUUUGAGGCAGCUAUUUUUUAAUUUAAGUAAACCUGUUUUCCAUAUUCCCCAAAGACCUGGUACAAGUUAAGUUCACUCAUAUUUUUCAAUUAAAAGCAAUGUUACUAUUUACAGUGUACUGUAAUCUCAGGUGGCGGUAAUAGGCCGUAGAGUUGGUUGCCAACCGCUGUAAAAAGGACAAAAGUGAAAAAGAAAGUGAAAAUAAAAACCUGCAGCGGCUCCACCUCUAAUCUCAAACAAAAGAACGGCUGCUGUUUUCUCUGCUGCCUGAAACAGAGAUUCACUUUUAAAUUAACCUCAGGAACAGAAGGAGAGACGAGCUUCUCGCAGAGAGAAAAUGGCCUCCAGCUCUGAGAAGAAUCUUUUCUGCCCCAUCUGCCACAAAAUCUUCACAGAUCCUGUGGUUCUGUCGUGCAGCCACAGCUUCUGUCAAGCCUGCGUUCAGUCCUGGUGGAAGGAAAAGCAAAUAAACGAGUGUCCAGUUUGCAAGGAAAGGCCUCUGAGCAACCCGCCCAUCAGCUUGGCUUUGAGGAAUCUGUGUUUAGCGGAAAAAUCGAAGCUCUCUGCAGGAGCGGAGCCGGGUCUCUGCAGCCAGCACAACGAGAAGCUAAAGCUGUUCUGCCUGGAUCACCAGCAGUCCGUCUGCGUCGUCUGCAGGGACUCCAAAGCUCACAGCAACCACAAGUUUAGACCCAUCGACGAGGCGGCAGAGGAGCGCAGGGAGGAGGUCCGGGAGUCCCUCACGGCUCUGCGGGAAAAGCUGAAGCUCUUCGAAGAGGCGAAGGGGAACUGCGACCAAAACGCCAAACACAUCAAGAGCCAGAACAGAAACACAGAGAAGCAGAUCCGGGAUCAGUUCAAGACGUUUCACCAGCUUCUGCAGGAGGAAGAGGAGGCCCGCAUCGCUGCGCUGAGGGAGGAAGAGCGGCAGAAAAGCAAAGUGAUGAGGGAGGAAUCUGAAGCUCUCGGCAGGAUUAUGUCAGAUUUCUCCAACACAAUCAGAGAGAUGGAGAAGCAGCUGAAGGCCGACAGCGUUUCCUUCCUGCACUCCUACAAAGCUGCCUUGAAAACAGCGGAACAGCGCCGCCUGCAGGAGGACCCGAAACCGACCGCCGGCGCGCUCCUGGACGUGGCAAAACAUCUGGGCAACCUGAGCUUCAACAUCUGGAUCCAGAUGAAGGCGGCCGUCUGCUUCUCCACCGUGGUUCUGGACCCAAACACAGCUCACCCCGAGCUGAACCCGGACGACGACCUGAGCGCCGCGACGCACGGCGAGCGGCUCAAGCUGCCGGACAACCCGGAGCGGUUCAGCUGGUGCCGCGCCGUGCUCGGCUCCGGCGGGUUCACUUCCGGGUCGCACAGCUGGGAGGUCGAGGUCGGAGAAGGCGGCGGCUGGGAGGUGGGCGUGGCGGCGGAGUCCGCGAACAGGAAGGGGUCCGUCGGGUCGGGGUCGUGGAGGAUCGGUUUGGACGGCGCCUUUCUGGCCUUCUUCCCUCCAGGGAGAAGUUCGGUUCUGUCCGUCAAGCCGCCCCGGAGGAUCCAAGUCCAUCUGGACUGGGAGAGGGGGAAGCUGUCGUUCUCAGAUGCCGAUACCGGCGGAACCAUCCACACCUUCAGCCACGGCUUUACUGAGAAACUGUUUCCAUUUUUCAGCGUCAAGAAGGAGAAAACACUGAAAAUAUUAACAAAACCAGUUUCUGCCUCUGUGGGUCAGUGAUGGGAGGAAACCUCAGGAAAAUAAAGAAAUUACAGAUAAUAAGCAGCAAAAUAUCACCUGAUGACUGGAACCUUGUUUUCUCUCUAUGCCUGCAAAUUAUUUUCAUUUUCUUUGCCAUAUUAGGGCCAAAGUGGAGAACAUUUCCGGCCUGAAGCUCAGAAAUGUUCCGAUAAUAAUAAACAAGAACAGUUCACUCAAAAAAAUUAUUAAUCUCAGAAAUAUUUACAAAAAGGAAGAACAUUUCUGAGUUUAAAAAGUAAGAAAUCUGCAAGAAAAAACUCAAACAUUUUCUAGAAAAAUCUUGAAAAUUUCUUGAAAAUUUGGUAAAGAAUUGUUUUUUAGAUUAAAGAAUUUCUAAAGAAGCAAAAAAAAAAGGAAUUUCUGAGCUUGAAAAGUCUAAAAUUUCCUAAAUCUAAAAUUGAAAUAACAGAUAUGCUGUGUUAAAAUCAACUAUAGUUAUUCAAAUUCCUCUCGGCUUUGAUGAAUCUAGAUGAUGUUAUGUUUUUAUUUUUCUAUUUUCCAUAGAAAAAUCUGCAAAUAUUUUUCACAUUAUUUUUUUCUAGAAUUGUGUAAAUUAUUCUGUUUCCUCACUGUUAAACCAAUCAUGUCUAAAAGCUGAAAUACUGAAAGCUGGUUUCUCUGUGCCAUUGUGUUAUUUUAUUAUAACUCCCUGACAUUUGACGUAACUGACAUUAAAACAGUUGUGCUAUGCUAAAUCAAUGUAAUAUGGCUAAAUGUAUUGCUAAUAAAUACUUAC
Gambusia affinis (western mosquitofish) is the source of this 3632-nucleotide messenger RNA. Its product is annotated as nuclear factor 7, ovary-like. Bases 1496 to 2875 code for a protein of 459 amino acids. Gene Ontology annotation, molecular function: zinc ion binding; protein binding. The transcript has 2 exons. The record is from RefSeq and is a predicted model, not a curated record. NCBI's taxonomy places the organism in Eukaryota, Metazoa, Chordata, Actinopteri, Cyprinodontiformes, Poeciliidae.